AUGGCUGUGUUGCAGGAAGGUGUUGAACACCUUCUCGCCAUAAUUUCCUCGUUUUCAAAGUCGCACAUAGCUCCUUUGUGCACUGCGAUUGUUAAAAGUGAAAAUAUCAUACUUGGAGACGAUGAUCGUGAAGGAUUUUUUCAUUCUUUUGUGGCACUGUCUGCUCAUUACAUUGGAUUAAAUGUUACACAGUGUGGUGCCAACUUGCAAAUAAUCAUCAAAGCAUGUAAAGUACUCUUGAAAUUUUCUCUUUUGGAAUUGGAGAGAAAAAGGGAAACUAAUCAACCCUUUGUGAAGAAACAUUAUUUAGUAUCCAUCAUUGAAGGCCUUUGUAAAGGACAUGGUUGUCUAAAGAGAACAGAAAUUGUCACUCUGACAGCAAUCUUGAAGUCAGCCAAUGUGUUGAAGGAUACUGGCAGUGCAACAGAAAAACAGAAGGAUACGUCCCUUAGUCAGGGUGAAGACUUUUUUCAAAGGCUUCAAACAGCAUUUACUGAGACAGGAGAAGGUCAUUCAAGCCUCAUCAAAGACAAGAACAGGGCAGAAAAUGAGAAGAGUUUGUCCUCUGAUCCAAGUAGCACCGAUGUCAAGAGCUUCUUUUCUAACUGCAACGUGGCAGCCCUGAGACAGCUUGGAGGUGGAAGAGUUCUGUUAGACCUGUGUCUUUCCUUGCCUGAAUUUUCAAAGAUUGCAUCCAAACCAGAAUCAUCAGCAACUUUGAUUAGUUUAACAUCCUCAAGUAUUCAGAGUCUGUCCUCAGAGCUGUUGGUUGUGUCCAGCAUAAUUUCCAUCCCAAUACUGGAACCUCUCUCAGCAGCUAGAGUUGAGAAAGUCUGUCAGCUGGCAUUAGGAUGCUUGGAUGUGGCUCUGACAAUUGCUACAGGAAACUUCAAUAUAGUAGGAGCUGCAGGAACAACAGGUUUGAGUCGACCACUCUCAGUUAAAACACUGGGAAGGUCUUCCUUGUCAAAAGCUUCUGGAGCAAAAUCUGUCAGCAAAAUGUCUGGUGAAGAAGAAAGCCUUGAAAAAUGUGCCCAAACCAUUGUAGAAAAUUGUAUCAAUGUGUUUGAUGUGAUAUGCGGAGUAAUACAAUCCUCAUCUCGGGCUGGAGGUCAGGUAUUGCAGAAUGUUCACAUGCUAGCGGCACACAGGAUUAUUCAAAGCCUUCUUCCUGUUUUGGGACUUAUUGCUGAGGAUGGUACAUCCAAGGAGAGUGCUGCUUCUAAAUUUAAAUGGCUACAAGGAGUGAACACACUGGUGGUUGUGCUUGCCUCACGAGGAAUCACUCUCCUGUCUUCACUUUUGGAAGAGCUGCAAGUGGAAGGAUUACUGACAGACCUUGAAGAUAGACAUUCUUCAGUUGGGUCUGACUUCUCUGUCAAUUCACGUUGCUCUGCAUGGAAGAGAGUGACAAAGCUGAUGGAUGAACUGCCUCUGUUGAAUUACCUGUUUGCACAGUUCUCUACCUUGUACAAAAUGGCAACUGCCAUGAUCACUCCAGCAGUAUCAGCAGGUCAGGCAUCCUCACGACCAAGCUCAGCCAAAUCAGACAGCUCAAAAUCUCCAGCUACAUCAUCAGACGAAGGAGACAGUGAAUACAUCUCUUACUCUGAUGGGAGCAGUGAAGACGAAGAAUCAUUGCUUGGUCAGUGGUUUCAAGACACGUUAUCAUCAACACCAGCAAUUCUAUCUGCCAGCCCACAACCCCCAACAAGAAAGAAAUCAGAAAGUGGAGAUGUUGGAGACAGUGGGACAGAGACUACACCCUCUGGACGGUCAUUCCAGAUGGCACCUGAGGAGUACAUCUACCUGGCAACAUGCACCCUCCAGUUCUUAUCCAAACACUUAUUGAGCAGCUCAAUACCAGAAAUGACAGAGUAUGUUAGCCAUUCCUUUACUGAGACACACAUCAUUGGGCUUGUGGGAGUUGUCAAGGAUCUGGAUCAACUAGCUGUGAUCAGCAUGCCAAGUUAUGUUGACAUGGACAAGCUUUGCAGUGCUGUUGAUCAGGCAGUCCACCUGCUUCUUGUAUCAGACUUGCUGACACAACAUCAACAGGAUGUUUUCCUCAGUCAUCUGGGUUUGGCACCUCUAGGUCAUGGACCAUGGCCAUUAAAAGUGAGUCAACGUUGUCUGGGUAUCCUUGCAAGGGUGUUACUGGCUCGACAGCAGAAGGCAUUGCAAAUUUCUAGCACUGGGAUGGAUAUUGAAGAAUGCAUAAAUGUUUGGAAAAGGUUGAUUGACACUCUUAAAGAUUACUGUCUCACAAGUGAGGAUUUUACUCCACUUACCAUUCCAGAUCUCAAUGUGGAACAUCUCCAACUUCUGCUGUUCAUUUUCCACAACUUUUCUCUGAAUCAGCGUAAAUCACUCAUCACUUAUUGUGUCAGCGUGCUUAUAACCAUUGCCAACUCAUUGUCAAUAUUGCAUUCUCCUCCCUUGGCACUGGGUCGUCUCUUAUUGCUGUUGGAUUACUUUCUUCACCAUUUGUCAGCACCACCAGAAGAUCUAUUUAAACAGGUGCAGCAUAACCUAUUCCAAAGCUGUGCCUCAGCCAACUCAAGAUUUAUGGAGGACCAAGGCUGUGCAGAUUCCUUUGAACCUUUGUAUUAUGCUGCUAAUAACUCUGAAGAAGACUCUUUGAAAGUUCCUUUACUGGCUGAUGAGCUCAAGUUACCCAAGUCUCACAGUUUGACGCCCAGAUUUUAUGAGAUAAGAUCUGUUCUUGUAGGGAAUGACAUGGAUAAAGAGGCUUGCUCUACACUUUUAAGUUUGUCUGGAGAUGGUCAAAACUACAAGGAUUUUUAUUCAGCAAUGAUCAAGUUUCUGAUGGUGGGAUCUCACCCAGGAGACAGUUAUCAUUCAGGGCCAGUUGAUGGUGCAGUUGUGAAGCACAGCUUCAACCUUGCAUGGCGGAUACUAGACUGUCUACCACCAUCAGUUGAUUUUUUUCAGAAACUUCUUCAAGAUCUUGAGAGACAGCAUCUUCAAGUAACUGACCCCGACCUAGCAGAACUUUUGUGUAGUCUGAAAUUUGUGUCAAAACUUGGCACUUCAAGUCCAGAUGCUGCCUUCUGUGAAACACUCAAGAACAGUCUUGUUGAUCAAGGAAUGUCCAGUGAAGACUCUAAGAAAAUGAUUGAUAAAGUAACAAGUUUGAGUGGUGAUCUCCAUCACAGUGUCAUGAUGGCAAAACAGUUCUUGAUAGAGAUGUUGAAACUUCACACUGAACUUGUCCAGGCUGACAGACCUUAUAAACUACCAGGACUACUGAGCCUUUGCACACUUGAUGCUGUCAUUGGAAAAACUCAUGUGGCACUAAAUUCUCUCUUUGGAAACUGUGAUGAAGAUCCUGAUUUAACCCUUGUUGUGGAAAAUGCCAAUGAGUUAUUGCCUGCACUCAUUGACUUGAUUUCAUUAUAUCAGAAAUUUGUUGGGCUUUGUUUGCUGUUUGAUGCUACAAAGCAGAAGAAUGACGAUAGCGAGGGAAUGGAGGCAUUGCAGGCGUACUCCAGUGUCCUAAAGAUUGGGUGUAUGCGACUUCCUAAACACUCAUGUCUUUCAGUGACAUUCUUGGCAGGUCUUCCCACAUCUGUGAAAAAACAUUUGGAGAAAUGGAACAACAUUGUGCUCACAAAUUUUCCCUCUGCAUCAUCAUGGAAGACAUCAUCAUGUCUAAUUGAAGUCGGCACAGAAAACUUUCUGGAUUCUCUGGUGUCAGCUCAUGUGUUGGCUGUCUGCAGUGGUAAUAUCUUGGAUAUUGCACCAGCUCUUAAACACACUCUUCACUCAUUGGUUCAGCUAGCUGCUGAUUUGCUUUCGUGGUGUCCAAAAGAGGAACACUCAAUGCAAACUGCCCUGGGGAAGCAACUGUGUGAUAACAUAGUACCACUUAUGGUGGAUGCCACUACAGAGUAUUUGUCUGAACAGUGUAACACCAUCUUGGAGCGAGUCAUUGACUCAGCAGACAGUGACAAAUUUGCCAAUUGUAUUCAGUCUUAUGUGCUAUCAAAAUGUCACAAACUUCUUUUAGACCAGUCAAGAGCUAGUAGAUCUGAUAUUGGUGAAGAGGUUCUGGUGGACUGUUUGAAAUACAUGGAUUCCUUGUUGGACAAAGUGUCUGACCACUCACUAUUGGAUCAGUUGUACUCAAAGAACAGAGAACUCUGCCAAGUUAUUGUGUUCUCUGCAAACAAGCGCCUAUCUCUUGGAUAUGUCAAUAGAACACUGAAACUGGCAGUUCGCUUCCUGCAACUUGCUGAGAAACCUGUAAACUCCAGUAUGCGCUCGUUAUGUUCAAGUCUCUCUGAGCUUUGCCACAUAGACCAUGCAAACAUUGAGGCAUGGCUGAGAAGGAUCAUCUUAGGUGUGGAAGAAGACAAAGGGAACACUGGAAAGAUGGCAGAUAACAGACUUCUCUUACAGACAUUUGCCACUCAUAUUGUCAAGGAGUCAAGCCCUGUUGGUGAAGAAGUAAGCCACUGCCUGCUAAAAUGCUUAAUUCCACUGGGAAAUGAGCUCCUGCCAGAUGUCCCUGGAGAGUGGAGUAAUAUUGGAUCCAAAUUUGGUGACCUCAUGAACACAGCUGCUGUGCUGGCCAGUGCAGGUGAUGGAGCAGGACAUCUUACACUCUGUGCUGCCAUCAUUAAGUGGCUGGAGAAAUGCAAAACCCAACUUCUCAUGGUAGCAGAAAGUGGCGAGAAAGGAAAAGAGAGUGGCAUUGUAGAAGCUGCUGGGCCUCUUCUCCGGUAUCUAGCAGAGCUAAUGAGAGCUCUUAAAUACUCCUCAGAAAAGGAAUGCCCUCCAUCACCAUCACUGUGCCCAGUUGAUGGUGAAUCAUUGCUGCAGGAUGUAGAAUCUGAUUGGAUGGAUGAUAUGGGUGGUGAUGACGAAGACUCUGGUGGAGAAGAGUCGGAUGAAGAUUCUCUUUGCAACAAGCUCUGUACAUUUACAAUGACUCAGAAAGAGUUUAUGAACCAACACUGGUACCACUGCCACACCUGUAAGAUGAAUGAUGGGGUUGGCGUGUGCACAAUAUGUGCUAAAGUCUGCCAUAAAGAUCAUGACAUCUCAUACGCUAAGUAUGGUUCGUUCUUUUGUGAUUGUGGGGCUAAAGAAGAUGGAAGCUGUACGGCUUUGGUUAAACGCACCCCAAGCAGUGGAGGGGAUAGUCAGGUAGCUGUUCCACCGUCACCAUUUGCCACAGGAGAAAUGGAUGAAGGACAUGAUGAUGCUGAAGGUUCCACCUCUAGUAAAGUAUCAUCCUCGGUUUCUGGAGCAAGCUUAUCUACAGCUGCUGCUACUCCUGGAAUAGCAUGUUCAAGUGGAACGGGAAAUGAUGGUGGCCUUGAAGAUUCAGCACUUACGUCUAAGUCUGUGGAAGCCUUGGCAAAGCAGCUUGAGAAGCACAAGAUUGGACUGGUCAGCCAACUGGAGAACUCUUCUGUGAUAACAACUACCUUAGACCUUCUUCAGUGGCUGAUGGGGCCUGAUGCGGGAGGGCCCAGUAGUGUUGGAAUGGGAGUGUCCAAGGCUAUAAAGGGUUCUAUGAAAGAACUGCACUUGACGGACAAGAGCGUGGAGAAUACUGAUCAACUUCUGGUUCCAACUUUGGGAUCUCAAGAAGGAGCUUUUGAGAAUGUAAGGAUGACAUUCAGUGGAGAACAAGGACAAACCAUCCGACAGCUGAUCGGUGCACAUGUCCUGAGGCGUGUUGCCAUGUGUUGCUUGGCAUCGCCAAAAGGGAGAAGGCAACAUCUGGCCGUUAGCCAUGAAAAGGGCAAGAUUACAGUUCUUCAAUUAUCAGCUCUCUUAAAGCAAGCUGAUUCCAGCAAGAGAAAACUAACCUUGACACGCCUUGCAACAGCUCAGGUACCCUUUACAGUUUUAUCUAUCUCAGGGAACCCCUGCAAUGAGGACUUUCUGGCAGUGUGUGGACUGAAGGAUUGCCAUGUGCUGACAUUCAGCAGUUCUGGAUCUGUGGUGGAUCACCUUGCUCUUCAUCCUCAACUGGAGACUGGAAAUUUUAUCAUCAAAGCUGUUUGGCUUCCCGGGUCACAAACACAACUAGCUCUUGUCACUGCCGACUUUGUUAAGAUUUAUGAUCUGUCUCAAGAUGCGCUGAGUCCUCUGUACUACUUCCUGCUACCAAGUGGAAAGAUCAGAGAUAUCAGCUUCAUUUUUAAUGACACCGAUCGAAGUUUGAUACUAAUGUCAUCAGGAGGACAGUUAUAUCUUCAGCCUAUGGAUGAAACCAGCAGUGCAAUCAAUGGCCCUUUUUAUCUGACGAAUACAUUACCCAUUGAACAUUCUGAUUUACAAGAUUCCAAUGGCCAAGUUGCCGGCGGAGGAGUGUCAGUGUAUUACUCUCACAUCUUACAGCUGCUGUUCUUUAGUUACAGUCAAGGGAAAACGUUUGUUGCUCCUUGGAGCAAAGACCAAAAGGAAAUUAAGAAGAUGUUUCCAGUGAACUUCAAGAGCAGUUCAGGUGGAAAUAAAAACUCUCAGUAUGCUGCUCUGUGUCAGUGGAGCGAAGUGCCACAGCAUCCUGGACUGGUGUGUUGUCUGACUCACACAGCUGGUGUUCCUGUGGUGUUGAUGGUCAAACCACAUCAAAUAUUGAUCCAGGAGAUUAAAGCAACAUCAUCUAAAGCAAAAACUCAAGACAUGGUAGCUAUCCGCCAUUCUGUGAGCACGUCUGAUCAGCUACGCACCACCAUGAUUCUCCUUUGCGAAGAUGGCAGCCUUCGUGUAUUCAUGGCCAGUGCUGAGCAUACUGGCUAUUGGAUGGCUCCUGAAUUCCAACCUGUGAGGCCCCUCAACAUAGUGAAGCCUGUUCGCAAGAAGAAAACAUCCAAAGCCAGAGUUAAAUCCACAGCUGUCAGUUUCCCAGUGGAUUUCUUUGAGCACUGUCAACCAUUUUUCAAUGAAGUUGAGUUUGGCGGAGGAGAUAUUCUUCAAGUUUAUAACGUGCAGCAAGUAAAACACAGACUAAUGACUGCUGGAAUGUAUAUCGCAAGUACAAAGCCAAAUGGUUUCAAUAUUGAGAUAACUAACACAAACCCUCGUGUUAUAAUGGUUGGUGUGAGAAUUCAAAUUGGCUGUCAGUCAGUGGAGAAAGCGCCAUCCUUUGUAGAAAUCUUUGGCAGAGUUAUUCAGUUGACACUAACGAGAAAUAGAUGGUUUGAUCUUCCAUUUACAAGAGAGGAAUCAUUGACUGCUGAUAAAAAGUUUUCUUUGUUCAUUGGCCAGUCUUUAGACCCAUCAGGAGUGACCAUGUUGGACUCAGUGAAGGUGUAUACCAAAACAAAAGAGGCGUUUGGUUGGCCUGAUGAUCCUCAGGAGGAGAUUUCUUCUACGCCUGGUCUGGGCAGUGCAGCUAGUGUGGAUACUGAAACGGAAAUAGUAAACUCAGUUCCUCCAAUGACACCCUCUGACAAACUGGUGGUGCACUUACUGGAGGUGGUCGAUGGCUGCUUCUCCAGCUUUGUGUCUCAGGAUGGGUCCUCAAGGCAGUCGGCACUUGAUGCUGCUACCUCACUCAUGACCAGUGCUAUGCCAUCCAGUGUCCAACAUCAAGCCCAGACUCUCCUCGCCACUUUACAUCCGUCCAAAGUUUCUUAUCACAGCCACAAGGAUCAGGCACAGCUUUCACAAGUAGUAAACUUCCUCUGUAAGCUUGAAAGUCCUUGUGAUGAAGAAGAAACAAAGGAAGAAGAGAAAGAUACAGAAGUUGAAAAGACACCUGAGACAGAAAAUAAAGAAGAAACCGAAGAGAUUGUGGUGAAUGUCAGUGAAUUGGAUGUAGAGAGUUUCCAGCAUCUGGUGGUGAGUGCUAGAUCUGUGGCCAUUACAAGACCUAGUAAUCUGGCAAAGUAUACCGUCCUGCCUGAACAAAAGACAAGAGAUGAGAGUGAUGAGAAGCACCAUUUCGCUGUAUGUCUAAUGAAUGCCUUUUGGAAGCUGCACAGUUGUCAACCUGUAAACCUUGUUCUGUCGCCAUUGUCUUCUAUUGGAUUCCAAAAUGUGGAGUCGACGGUGACAGCUCUUGUUGACAUCGUCCAUGCCUUUGCAAUAGCAGAUCCCUCCAAAGUUGGGCUUGCCGUCAAACAGUACGUGAAAAUGCUGCUGUGCGAGGACCAAUCUGUCAGCUUUGCCUGCAAACAGGCAUUGAUGCGACUCAUACACAAACACCGGCAUGGGACGGGUAACUCCCCUCUUCAGUGCAACACACCCGUAGGGGAAGGAGCUGGAGGAGAUGAAUUUGAUGGGGAAGAUGAUGAAGCAGACCAAGAUAGAGCCGAUGGAACCCCUCCAGACGAACCAAGUGGAACUGAAGCGGAUGAAACUGAGACAGGGAGGCAGCAAGCUGCGGAGGCCCAUGAGGUUGCACCAGAAGAGCCUGCUCAAGAACAAAGCCAGCCAUCAGCAGCGGUGCCAUCCAUAGCAAGUGCCGCCAGUCAUCUAGAGGCCUUACUUCUUGGUGCUGGUGGCUUACCAGGCAUGUUGGAUCUGCCUCCAGAUGCAGAUGACGAAGCCAUGGUGGAGCUUGCCAUUGCUCUUAGCCUUCAGGACCAAGCGAGUGGACAAGGUCUCAAUCUUCCUGGUUUGCCACUUCCUGCUGCUCAAGCUAUCGGAAUGCCCGUUGAAGCUGCCAUGUCGUCUGAUACAGCUUCAGGUCAAGGAAGCGAAGAUGAGUAUGAAGUUCCUCCUUGUAGUGCCCAGGGCUCUUCAGCAGGGCAUAGUGCUCCAAGGUCACCUCUGCCACCAGACACGGGACAUGGUGGGGCUGAGUUUGAAAGUGGAAGCAGUGUGGACUCAGUUUCUGCGGAGACUGGGACAAGCAUAGAAACUGUCACCGUGGGAAAUGAGCAAGCAGCUGCUCUGGACAGCCAACCUGGUAGCGGGAGUAAUGGAGAUGGGGAACAGGGUCGGGCUCAUGCGUCAGGAGACAAAGAAUCACAGAUGGAUCAUGAGAAGCUACACUCGCUGAAGCUUCUGCUUUUGGAUGAACUGUUGCUUCAUCUUCCUAAGUUGCAAGAUGUUGGUGGUGUCCAGGCCAUACCCUUCAUGCAGGUCUUGCUGAUGCUGAGUUCUGAUUUAGAAGACAGCGAGAGAGACAGGGCAGCAUUGAGUAAAGUGUUGUCGACAUGCCUUGAAGAGCUGAAGCUGGAUCAGAUGCAGGAUGUGAAACACAUUUCAUCCCGAACCAAACAACACGAGGUCUGGCUGAUUAUCAUGAGGCUGUUGAGUGUACUGAUGUCAAGAACAAAGUCCAGUUCAAAAACUGGUUCUGAGGCUUCUUCUCUGGUGUGUAGACAAACGUCUGCCACAUUGUGUGAGGUGGGAAUUACAAGUAACUGUCUGAACAUUCUGAAGACUCUUUUGGAGCACUGGAGAGAGGUGGCCAGCCACGAGGAAGAGGAGCCGUCAGGUAUCGGUGGAGCACUACUGAAGCCUCAUCCCACAAGCCCACCGCCGGACAUGUCACCAUUCUUCUUGAGACAGUAUGUCAAGGGCCACGCCGGAGAUGUUUUUGAAGCUUAUCCACAGCUACUAACCGAAAUGGCUCUGAGACUUCCAUACCAGGUGAAAAAGGUUGCAGAUUCUCUUCAUCUUGACAAUUCCCCACAGUUUGGCGAGGAAUGGUAUCAAAUCUUGUGCGAGUACCUUUUGAUUCAGCAGACUCCAUUUGUGAGGAGACAAGUGCGAAAGCUGUUGCUGUUCCUGUGUGGAUCCAAAGAAAGCUAUCGUCAGUUGAGAGACCUUCAUGCUCUCAAAUCACACAUGAAAAUUGUUAGGGACCUGAGCAAGCAAGGUGGUUUUAGAUAUGAAAAUCAGAGCAAUCCUCCGAUCAACUUACCUUAUGACACUCUCAUUACACUGAUUGAACACUUAAAGGCAUGUUCUGAAAUUGCGUCAAGUCGUAUCAGCAACUGGCAGGCAUUCUGCCUUCAGGAAACAGAUACCCUGCCAUUUCUGUUGAGGAGCAGCUUCCUGUUUGAAGAGGGUGUCACGCCUCUAAUGUUACAGUUGUUGGGAUAUGCCAUUUGUGAAAUGAAGUCACAGCCAUCAAGCUCUCCACAGAAGAGCAAGAAGGACAAGGACAAAGAGAAAUCGAAGAGCAAAGAUAAGGAAUCUGACAAAGACAAAGAAAAACACAAGGACAAGGAGAAGGCUUCAGGCUCAGGAGACACUGGGAGGAGUGAAGCAGCUGCUCAGAGUCUGGUUCAGUUGCUACAUGACAGUGUCGAUGGAGAACUGAUGAUUCAGUUUGUUCAGACCUUCCUUUUAGAGUCUAAUGCGACUGCCGUCAGGUGGCAGGUUCACGAACUGCUUUACAAUAUGCACAAGUACUCAACUAACGACCAGCAAGUGAAGUUGUCCAAGAUGAUGUGGAAAAUCUGGCCUUACCUACCAGACUAUGGCCGACGAGCGGCUCAGUUUGUCGAUCUUCUGGGCUACUUUUCGAUCAAGUGUGAAUCAAGCUCUCAUGAGUUGCAGGAAUAUUGUGUAAAGGCAGUUCAAGUAUUGAUGGUACAGAAUAAUGUUCUUGCAAACCAUCCUAACUCUAACGUUUACAGGAUGUUGUCCGGAUUUGUUGAGUUUGAUGGCUAUUAUCUGGAGAGUGAUCCCUGUCUUGUCUGUAACAAUCCGGAAGUUCCUUUCCAGAGCCUGAAGCUGUCUGCCAUCAAAGGAGAUUCCCGCUUCACUACAACGUGUCAGCUUGUAAAGCUGAUUGGAAGUCACACAAUCUCAAGAGUUACGCUGAGGAUUGCAGAUCUCAAGAGGCAAAAAAUGGUCCGAACCAUUAAUUUAUACUACAACAACCGCACCGUGCAAGCAGUCGUGGAACUGAAAAACAAGAGAUCCUUGUGGCACAAAGCAAAGAAAUGUCACCUCACUCCAGGCCAAACAGAGCUAAAGGUUGACUUUCCACUGCCUAUAGUUGCCAGCAACUUGAUGAUCGAAUAUGCUGAUUUCUACGAGAAUUUUCAGGCUUCCUCCGAAACUCUCCAGUGCCCCCGUUGCAGUGCAUCCGUAAAUGCUAAUCCUGGUGUUUGCAGUAACUGUGGAGAGAAUGUUUACCAGUGCCACAAGUGCAGGUCAAUAAACUAUGACGAGAGGGAUCCAUUUUUAUGCAAUGCAUGUGGAUUCUGCAAAUAUGCCAAGUUUGACUACACACUUACAGCUAGACCAUGUUGUGCCGUGGACCCGAUUGAGAAUGAAGAGGACCGAAAGAAGGCCGUCGGAAACAUCAAUUCACUGCUGGAGCGAGCAGAUAGGGUUUAUCGCCAGCUUGUGUCUCACAGACAGCCCUUGGACCUUCUGUUAAACAGGCUUCUCGAACAUGGACAGCAAGAACCACUACAGGAGAGUAUACCCGCUGCCGCACCGACAGCAGCACAAAUAGUUGCGGGAGCUUCAGCAUCCAGCAGUUCUUCUGCUAAUACGGGAGUCAACAAGGCCAUCCAAGCUUUGGCUCAUCGCUAUUGUGUUGAGUGCAAGGGCACAUUUGAUGAACUCAGCAAGAUCACUCAGAAAGUACUAGCCUCCCGGAAGGAGUUACUCGAGUAUGACUGCCGCGAGUGUAAAGGUCCAACAGAAGGCGCUAGCGGUUCUUUGUUGCUUACGACGGGUGCUAAGGGUUUGCCUGGAGAAUGUUAUGGUUGUGCAUCGGCUGCUAUAGAGCACUGUGUCACACUAUUGAGAGCAUUAGCCAUGGUGCCAGGGACUCGUAAGCAACUGGUGGAAGAGGGCCUCAUACAAGAACUUGUCGAGUUCAACCUGCAUGAAGGCACUCCGCAGAUGAGGAGUGACGUGAGACAUCUGCUGUGUUUGUUGACCAAAGAUAACGAAGUUGCCACAAAUCAACUGAAUGAAAUAUUAAUCGGAGCAGUUGGUGAAGCUGUCGGUAGCCAUAAAUCUAAUCCCGCUGUGGUCUCAGGAAUCAGUCGGGAAAUGCUACUUUUGAGUAAUGCAGUUGAAAUGGAGGAUUCAUGCUGGGAGAUGCGUUUGAGAUGCGUAAUGACACUAUUCAUGAUGUCUGUGGAGGUACGGAGUCCCCUUAUCAUGGAAAGCAUCACCGUACCCUGUCUAAAGAUCUUACUUAAACUUGUGAAACCCCCUUCACCCAGCAGUAAAACCAAUAAGGACAAAGAUUGCAAGUCGUUGGGCUCAGUUCAAGGUUAUAGUGACGUGCGCAUUAAAGCCAAGCAAUGGAUGGAUGGAGAUGCCAGCCAUACUUAUUCUCAUUGGAAAGCCAUGGCUCCCACUAAAUCUAAAGUGACAAAUGGGGAAAACCGCAGUGAAGCACGGAAACGACACCUGAUGGAGAAGUACGGCAGGAAGUGGAGAGAAAGGACCAAGAGGAACGAAACAAGUGACGAGCAGGAUCUGCGCGAGGAGGAGUGGCUGAGACAAGUGCUGUUUACUCCGUCUAACAGGGCAGCGCGAGAGAUGGCCUGCACUAUGAUAGAGUCUUUGUGUCAGAUACCCAGCCGACAGCAGCAUAUGUUGGACUUGCUCACAAGUUAUCUGGAGGAAGUUCGAACUGCAGGAGAGAAUGCUGCUGAGUUCUUCCAGUUGUAUCAGCGGUUGACUCAGCCUACUUACUGGAAAUUCUACUUAGCACUACAAGGAGCUCUGUUGCAAAUUGGUCAGCUGUUGACAAAGGAAAUAGAGCAUUUGACCUACCUGGAGCAGUACACUCUCAGUUCUGAUCUGUCUCAGGGAUAUGCUUUGAAGAUGUUGGCUGAAUUGAUGUCUUCCUUCCUUGAACAUGAAGCGAUCAAACAAAAGUUCAAAGGACGACUGGUAGCCACAGUGCUAAAUGGUUACUUGUCCUUGCGAAGAUUGGUUGUUCAGCGCACAAAACUGAUUGAUGAAACGCAAGAGAUUUUACUGGAAUUAUUGGAAGAAAUGACUACUGGUACGGAGACAGAAACCAAGGCUUUCAUGGCUAUUUGUGUGGAAACCCUGAAGAGGUAUGGUCUGGAUGACCUCAGGACUCCAGUGUUCAUUUUUGAGCGGCUUUGCAGUCUUAUCUUUCCCGAAGAAAACGAUGUCGGCGAGUUCUUUCUUACGCUGGAGAAAGAUCCUCAACAAGAAGACUUCCUUCAAGGACGCAUGCAAGGAAAUCCUUACAGCUGCAACGAGCCUGGUAUGGGUCCGCUUAUGAGAGAUGUCAAGAACAAGAUAUGCACCGAUUGUGAAUUGGUGGCGUUACUGGAGGAUGACAGCGGAAUGGAGCUACUCGUUAACAGUAAGAUCAUAAGUCUGGAUUUACCUGUAAAAGAUGUUUACAAGAAAAUAUGGUGUCCUGAAGGAGAGGGUGAACCAAUGCGGAUUAUCUACCGAAUGCGAGGUCUGUUAGGAGAUGCCACGGAAGAGUUUGUGGAGAAUCUUGAUACUCAGAAGGAAGAGGAACUGGAUGACGAAGAGGUGUAUAAGAUGGCCUCAAUUAUGUCUACUUCUGGCGGGCUCGAGGCCAUGCUGAGCAGGUUAAGCGGCAUUAAGGAUCUUGUACGUGGCAAGCAGUUGGUGUCAGUCAUACUGAAGCUCAUGGGAUAUUGCGUGAAACUCAAGGUUAACAGACAAUACUUGUGUCUCCCCACUUUGAACACACUCAACGUCCUUCUUGGAACACUGAACCAGGCCCUUCGACUGGAAGCUGAUUCCGGAGGUGGUGCAAGCAUUGCAGAGGACGUGUUAGGGAUCAUGGAGACUGUGCUGCAGGAAGCCACCAGCACUCCUACUCCUGAUAUCCCCAUCCAACAGGGGGAUGGCUCCCAGUUGGACAUGCUGCUCAACAGGAUUACAAGUCCUUACGUGAGGACCCACAGCAGUGUACUUCAAGCCAUGAUGCGAAUCAUUCCCUUCUUGACAUUUGGAGAUGAAGGAAACAUGAGGACCCUGAUCAACCAUUUCCUACCAUACCUCGACUUUGAGAAGUUUGAUCGAGAGCGUUCCAAUGACGAAACUCUAUUUUGUGACUGUUUCUGCAGUAUAGCAAGUAAAAUUGAGAACAAUCACAAUGGCUUCAAGCUAAAGGACAUGAUCAUUGAGAAUGGAAUUGUUGCUAAAGCAAUGACAUACCUCGAACAGCAAACACCUCAGAAGCCCUUUAGCAAAGCAAACCUUCUUGAAGCUGACGUUUGGAAAGAGUUUUUAGCGCGUCCGUCUCUUCCUUACGUUCUCCGACUUUUGUCUGGUCUCUGUAAGGGACACGCCAAUACUCAGGUUCUAGUCGGCGAGACAGCUGUGCCAGCCAUACAUCGCCUUGAGCAAGUCUCAUCCGAAGAAAAAGUUGGCUCGUUGGCAGAGAACCUAAUGGAAGCGCUGAGAGAGCAUCCUGAUGGUGAAAAGAAGGUAGAGGAAGUCCGCCGCUCAACUCGAAAUGAAAAGAAGAAGCUCGCUAUGGCUAUGAGAGAAAAACAGCUGGGAGCUCUUGGGAUGCAGACAACUUCUGGAGGAAAGAUCAUUGCCAAACCGUCAAAUUUACUGCGUGAGAUGGAAGAGCUACAAGAGGAGUCCGGACUGGCUUGUUGUAUUUGCCGCGAGGGUUAUAAAUAUCAUCCACAAAAGGUUCUCGGUAUCUACACAUUCACCAAAAGAUGCAUACUAGAGGAAUUCGAAAACAAACAACGAAAAACACAGGGGUAUUCAACUGUAAGUCACUUUAAUAUCGUGCACUACGAUUGUCACAUGGCCGCAGUGAGACUCGCUCGGGGUCGUGAUGAGUGGGAAAGCGCCGCCCUUCAGAAUGCAAACACCAAGUGCAAUGGUCUUUUACCAAUCUGGGGUCCUCAGGUCUCUGAAUCAGCGUUUGCGAGUUGCUUAGCAAGACACAACAGUUACAUUCAAGAAUGCACAGGUCAUCUGGAGCCGACAUAUCAUGCUUCCAUUCACGAUCUGCGCCUGUUGCUACAGCGGUUUGCGUUUGAAAAAUCAUUCAGUGAGGACACUGGUGGCGGAGGACGAGAUUCGAACAUCAAAUUUGUGCCAUAUGCCAUGCACAUGAUCCUUUACGUUCUGAACACAACGCGGCAGUCGAGUCGAGAGGAGAAGUCCCUAAAAUCCUUCCUGGACAUGCCCGUGGAGAAAUGGGUUGAAUCGUCGUUCGAGGUGGACAGUCCGCUUUACCUGACAUUACUGUCACUGUUUGUUUACUCGCUGGAAAACUGGAAUCAGUCAAAGAUCACUUUCCUCAAAAGACUUCUCGUUACUGCGCACGCUCGGCAUACAAAUCCCUCGGGAACGUCCAAGAUAACGAAUGUGAACAUAGCCGAGUACUCUGUAUACCGACCUUAUAUCGUGUACUUUGUUCUAAUCGAUAGACUUCAUCAGCUGCUGAAGAAACAUUUGGCAGCGGAUGAUAGUGGAUGGCCACAGGGAAUGCUGGACUACAUUCGAAACAACGAUGAAGCCGUGUUGAAAGGCGGUGACAAGAUUUUGUCAUUCUACCAGACGGAUCUUUUACCUUCAGAGUCAUUAAUGGAGUUGUUUGAUGUGGCAGAACUGCUGUCCGACAUCCCAGAACCAGAGACGUUUAUUUCUGAGCUUCUCGCGUCACUGCCAAAGUAGACUCCCGCUUCAAAGUGCCGACCCCAUCUUAACCUACAUUGGAAUGCGUCGCCUGUAACAGACUUAGAGUGUUGAAGAUAAAGCUUUGAAAUAAUUUGGACUUUUAAACUAUGAUUCAAAAUUUUGUUAAACCUGUUAAAGUAGUGUGUUAAAAAGUAUCACAAUUAAAGCUGGAAUGAAGCAAGAUGUUGUGA
This is a messenger RNA of Pocillopora damicornis (cauliflower coral), 15779 nucleotides long. Its product is annotated as E3 ubiquitin-protein ligase UBR4. Gene Ontology annotation, molecular function: zinc ion binding; protein binding. The record is from RefSeq and is a predicted model, not a curated record. Lineage: Eukaryota; Metazoa; Cnidaria; Anthozoa; Scleractinia; Pocilloporidae.